This is a messenger RNA of Topomyia yanbarensis, 1371 nucleotides long. RefSeq lists its product as uncharacterized. NCBI's taxonomy places the organism in Eukaryota, Metazoa, Arthropoda, Insecta, Diptera, Culicidae. The coding region runs from base 17 to 1345 and encodes 442 amino acids. The transcript is spliced from 3 exons. The record is from RefSeq and is a predicted model, not a curated record.
GUUGCAUUAGUAAAAGAUGAUUUCCCGAGAUACUAUUCUGGGGCUUGCCUUGCUUGUUUUGGCUGCAGAGGCUCAGCUGUCCCCCAAAGUAAUCGAAACCAAGGAAACAUUCCUUCACGAGCUGCAUUCUCUGCAAGAUGUGAUCCCCAAGGAUCGCACGGUUCAUACAAAUGAGCACCAGAGUGCACUGGAAAUCUACCGAAUAUUUGAUGAAUUCCUUACACAGAAUCAGGAAAGUAUUGACGCAGUGCUGCGUGUUCUCAAACUCAUCGAUCACAAUUUGGAAAAUGUGAUUCAGGAUUGUGUGAAAAUUUUCGAUCUCGAUUCCUUAGAUAGUAUCAACGUACUAUUUGUUCAAGUAACGAAACCGCUGCUCUACGAGGUCAGGGAUCUUUGCGAACUGAUAACCGGCAAACGAGUCGAUGAAGUUGAAAUAGCAUUGGAACAGAUUGAACGCCACGCAGCUGACUACCGGCAGCGAUUGGAUCAGGCGCUGAAAGAUAUUGCAUCCGUCACAGGUCAAGUUGGUGGUGAUCAUUUCAACGACAGAAUUCAACUAAAAGAAACACAACUCCUGACACAUCUAGAAAUGCUAAAUAAUACAUUUUCGACAGAAAUGGACCAAAACUUUACCAAAUAUUUCACCAAGUGGAUAGGAAAGUACAAACAAUUCACCUCAAUGAUUCCGGACAGUGUUGGGUACGACGCGAAUGAUCAGCCAGGAAUAGCGGCUCUGUUUAAUUUUCUGGAUUUUUUGGAUAACGAAACUAGCGUUCUACAAACCGAAUUGGACGAAUUCCUCAGUUACUGGGUGGAUUUGGUGGAUGAAACUCUAGACUCGGUGACGAACGGGUCGCUGGAAGUAGUUGAUUUUCUCGAAAACUACCCGUUGGAAAAUUUCUUGAAUGGAGAAGCUAGUUUGAAAUGUACUGCGGAGUACUAUCAAAAUCUCGAAGGGACAAUUCUGGCUGUAUUGGAUGAGUUCUAUUGGUGUGUCGACUACGAGCAAGAGAUGAUGAAAGCAUUUCUGCAAAUUGGAUCCGUUCUCGAUUCCACUGAUAAGGCGGUUGAUUUCGUUUUGGAUAGCUACAUUACCUGUGCCAAGCUGGCUGGUCAAUUUGGCAGUGAUUUGGAACUGGAGGAAUGUUUGGCGGAUCUGGACGAGCUGUUGGACCAAACCAGUGAGUUUGUUGAGCGCAAAUGCAACGAGAUCUACUAUCACGUCGAGGAUGCGAUGGUUUUCAGCGGAGUUAUAAUGGGAGCGUGUGUGCACAUGAAGGCGCGGGACGCUGUUUUUCAAGUUGGUGGAAAACUUACCGGUUUCGACGAGUGUAGUAAAAAUUGAAGUUACUUAUUUGCAAAUAAAUUCUA